AUGGAAAACUUCACAUUCAACAGCUUCACACUGCAGUUGGAGGGCUUAAAAGUUUCUAAAUACUCGAUGUACCCUGUCUUUCUUUUCUUCUUCUUCUCCUACCUCUUUAUAAUGAUUACAAAUGUUGGCAUUGUAGUCCUGAUUUUCAUUGACAAAAGCCUUCACCAGCCCAUGUAUCUGCUUUUCUGCAACCUGCCAGUUAAUGACAUUGUUGGGAACUCGAUCAUGAUGCCCCGUUUGCUUUCAGGUAUCUUGCAGCCUCCAACUGAGCAUUUCAUUAGUUAUUAUGAGUGUGUAGUGCAAGCUUUCACCACACACAUGUUCGCCACCUGUUUUUACACAGUGCUGAUGAUUGGUCUGACCAUGCGACUGAACCGAUGUAGAACUCUGAUCAUGAAUCCCUACUGUGACAAUGCCUCUCUGUUUAAACUCUCCUGUGAGAAUGUGUUUAUUAAUAAUAUGUAUGGUCUCACUUUCACCGUCAUCCUGUUCACAGGUUCCAUAGGCAGCAUGGUUCUCACCUACACUAAGAUUACAGUCGUCUGUCUCACCAGUAAAAACAAGUCUUUGAACAGUAAAGCCUUAAAGACGUGCAGCACUCAUCUGGUUGUGUAUCUCGUCCUGCUGAUCAGUGCAUUAAUUGUCAUUAUUCUGCAUCGCUUCCCUCAGUACUCUGAACACAGAAAACUGUCUGGCGUUCUGUCUCACAUCAUCCCCGGCUGCCUCAACCCCAUUAUUUAUGGCAUACAGUCUGCAGAAAUCUACAGAUCCUUGUCAACAUUAUUCAGAUCAAAAAAACGAACACCGUUACCCUGA
Messenger RNA from Centropristis striata (black sea bass), 816 nucleotides. RefSeq names its product olfactory receptor 8G17-like. The transcript is spliced from 2 exons. Gene Ontology annotation, cellular component: membrane. Gene Ontology annotation, biological process: G protein-coupled receptor signaling pathway. Gene Ontology annotation, molecular function: olfactory receptor activity. Bases 1 to 816 code for a protein of 271 amino acids. NCBI's taxonomy places the organism in Eukaryota, Metazoa, Chordata, Actinopteri, Perciformes, Serranidae. The record is from RefSeq and is a predicted model, not a curated record.